CGCUACUUUUUUUGCACGCUCCACGCUGCACGCACGCUUGAAUCUUCUUCUUUCACCAUCACCACGGCAUUUAAAUACGCAAGGAUAUAUGGUGAAGGUGUUCCUGGAUUGUCUAUUGGUUGAAUUAUCCAGCUUGAUAUUUGCUUGAACUCCAUCUCCUCAUCCUACGAGACCCGGCGCAAGGCUCCUUCAUCGCCCUUAUUAAAGAAGCCGUGAACACUACACGACAAUAAUCAGAGCGAUCCAGCGGCCGAUUUUACGUCACUUGAGAUAGGAUAACAUAUGGACUUUGAAUAAGCAGGCACACGCCACGCGCAACUGGUGUUCCUGUGGCGGAAUCAUUGCGACAGCGUGGACCACGGCAUCAUGGCGUCGGAUAGAGAGCAAAGCCCGGCCGAGCCCGAAGAGAGCCGUGCAGAGCUCUUAAGUCGCAUGGUUGCUGCAGCUCAUCAAGGGUCUAAUGUCGAUGAAGCGGCCGAGACCAAUGCCGAGAUCACAGGCAUGACGGAAGACGACGCCUUGCGCAACUUGACUGGCACUGUACGCGAUCAAACCGACCUCGAGCGGGACAUUACCCUCCAAGCCAACGCGGCAAUUAACGAGGCUGAAGACAAGAAAGACAAGGCGCGAAUUGAAAAGCUGGAUGAGUCAAGAAAGCUGCUGCAGCUGCAACUAGACAAGCUAGAGAAGAAGCUGGAGAAGGUUGCAGGCAAUCCAUAUCAGGCGAGAAACGUGCAAAAAGAGAUUGCAAGAUUAGAAGAGGAAAUCCAGCAAAAGACGAGCGAUAUAAACGACUUUCAGUCCCGAAUCGAUAAGCGCCAUGAGGAAGAUCCGCUAGACACGUCAAACAGAGUCAAGUCGGCACGGCUACCGGGCGAGAGCCAUCGCGACUAUCUCAUCCGAACCGGCAAAAUCACACCCUUUGCAAAAGUUGGAGGUGCUAGACCCGAGGGGAUUCAUGGCCAGCUGGCAGAGACAAUUCUUGAUGCUGAAGAGGCUGCUGCGGCUGAGCAAUAUGACACGACGGCAGACGAGCCCAUCUCCCACCAACAGCUUCGAAUGCCUGGAUUUGACGAUGGCUAUAUGCCCAAGAAGAAAGAAGCCCAAAACAGUGCAACUCCUGUUGAGUCAGAGUUUUCGCUGAGGCCUCGAAAGAAGAGACGGGUGGUUGAAGAUGAUGGAGACUCUGGCGAUGGAAAUGAUGACUAUAAACCCAGCCGAGACGAUGGGUCCGAAACUGAAGACGACACAUUUAUGCAGCAAGGAAAUGAAGAUGAUUUGAUUCGAGAGCAGCGCCGGAAAUCAAAGGCAAAAGCCGUUGCUGUAGCUCAAGCUAAGGUCGACCUCAGCAAGAUUGACGACGGUGAUGAGAAGCUCUACCGAAGACGCCUCAAUGACUGGACAAAUAGAAGAAGUCGAGCCAGACGGGCUAAGCGAAGGGAGAAUAACCCCACGAAUGACGAUGCGGAUAUGGAUAGUGGUGAUGAGCCGGAGUGGCUAAAGCCUUCACCCGACUAUGCUGACCACAUUAUUGAUGAUGGGUUGAAAAUGCCAGGUGAUAUCCAUCCGUCGCUGUUCGGAUAUCAGAAAACCGGUGUACAAUGGCUUGCUGAACUCUAUAAACAGCGAGUUGGCGGUAUCGUCGGUGACGAGAUGGGCCUGGGCAAGACAGUUCAGCUGAUUGCCUUUAUUGCAGCGCUACAUAGCAGCAAGAAGCUUAAGCGACCUGUCAUUGUUGUAGCUCCUGCUACACUUCUCAGACAAUGGGUAAGCGAGUUCCAUCGGUGGUGGCCACCGUUGCGUGUCUCGAUUCUCCAUUCUUCUGGUAGCGGCAUGCUGGACACGGCCUACGAAGAUGACUAUGAUCUGAAUCACUUCCGCCCCAUGGCUGGCAAGUCCCAAAAGGCUGCUCAGAGAAUUAUUGAUUCGGUUGUGCGAAAAGGCCAUGUUCUCGUCACUACAUACACUGGAUUACAGACAUAUGCUGAAGAUCUCUUGCGCGUGGAGUGGGAUUAUGCUGUACUUGACGAAGGACAUAAGAUCCGCAACCCAAAUGCCGAGAUCACGGUGACUUGCAAGGAGUUGAACACUCCAAACCGAGUAAUCCUGUCGGGCACGCCAGUGCAAAACAACUUGACCGAGUUGUGGUCGCUGUUUGAUUUCAUUUAUCCAAUGCGUCUGGGCACACUGGUAAACUUUCGAACGCAGUUUGAAAUACCCAUCCGACAGGGCGGCUACGCCAACGCCUCGAAUCUACAAGUCAUGACGGCAGAGAAGUGUGCCGAAGCGUUGAAGGAAACCAUCAGCGAAUAUCUGCUACAACGACUCAAGGUGGAUGUUGCGGCGGAUCUGCCAGAAAAGACGGAACAAGUGCUCUUUUGCAAACUUACACUUGGCCAGGAAAAGGCGUACACGACAUUUUUGGGUUCUGACGAGGUGUCGGCCAUUCUGAACAGGCGUAGGCAGUCUCUGUACGGAAUUGACAUCUUGCGCAAGAUUUGCAACCACCCAGAUCUUUUGGAUAAGACUCUGUCUCGCAAGUCGGGCUAUGAGUUUGGUAGCCCGCGGUUGUCUGCAAAACUGCAGCUCACCAAAGACCUUCUCCAAAAGGUCAUGAUUCCCAACGGGCACAAGACAUUACUAUUCUCGCAAGGCAAGCUGAUGCUCAACAUUAUUGAAAAGUGUAUGCGCGACUGCGGGAUUGCAUACUUAAGAAUGGAUGGCGAGACGCCCGUCGACCAGCGCCAGCCCAUGAUUGAUCGGUUUAAUACAGAUCCAGAUAUGCAUGUAUUCCUAAUGACCACCCGAACUGGUGGCUUGGGUACCAAUCUGACUGGAGCUGAUCGCAUCAUUAUCUUCGAUCCGGACUGGAACCCAUCGACGGAUCUGCAGGCGCGUGAAAGAGCAUGGAGAUUGGGACAGACACGACCAGUCAAGAUCUACCGAUUAAUGACAGAAGGGACGAUUGAAGAGAAGAUAUAUCACCGCCAGAUCUUCAAGCAAUUUAUGACGAACAAGGUUCUAAAGGAUCCCAAGCAACGCAGCUCGUAUGAUCUGUCGGACCUUUACGACCUGUUUGUCUACAACAAGGGCGGAGAUGCUGCUGCCCAACGCAGCGAGGUCUUUCGCGGAGCAGAGUUGGACAUUGAUAGUACGGCUGGGUCAGCGCAAGGAACAUCUCAUGGCACUACAAAACCUGCCGAUGUUGAAGACCAAGAGCUGACAAAGAUGGUGGCGGUUGUGGAAGAGUUCAAAGAGGACCCAGCAUCUCAUGAUGAGAAGCGCAUGUUGGAUGGUAUCUUUGCACGUUCUGUCAAUAGCGCCUACGAUCACGAGCAGAUUGUGAACGGGCCGCAAAAGGCCAAGGCCGAUAUGGCCAUGUUGCGCCGCGAAGCAAACGAGGUAGCUCAGCAAGCUGCUGCUCACCUUCGUCGAUCUAGAGCGGAAGCUAGACAGAUCCCAAUCGGAACCGUCACAUGGACAGGUGAAGUUGGGCAAGGUGGCAGACCCGGCGGCAACCGUCGUCGCGCUGGUCCCAGCUCUGCUGGCAUCAUGAGCAAUCUUGCCAAUCGACAGGGACUUGACGAUGGGGGAAGCAGUAGAUCGCGUUCAGGAACCCCUGGGGGAGACAAGAAUCUCAAGGCCCAAGACUUCAUGUUGAUGAUUAAACAGUUCAUCAAUCGAAACGGGGGCAAAGUGCCAAGCAAGAUGCUUGUUGACCACUUUAACCCAUACUGUCCGGGGAAGAAGCAAAGCGACGAGUUUAAAACAGCAUUGGACGCAAUUGCCGUGUUGAACAAGGUUGGAGGUGCUGGUAGAGGCAUGUGGACGUUGAAGCCAGGUAUCAAAUAGGACUGGCAUAUGCAUACAGGGAGAAUACAAGGCGUUAUGGUAGUAAAUGAAUACCCAUGGCUAGUUGCUUUUUAAGGCGUUGCUAGCAUUGCUUUUCUUGGUAUACACUAGGUAUACACUACGUUUACACUACGUUUACAUUUGCUUUGCUCAUUCAAAGGGUGGCAGAGCAGUCGCGAGAUAGAAUCAAACAAUACCAUCAAGAACAAUUUAUGGAACAAAUGUAUUUUAAC
Messenger RNA from [Torrubiella] hemipterigena, 4085 nucleotides. Lineage: Eukaryota; Fungi; Ascomycota; Sordariomycetes; Hypocreales; Clavicipitaceae. The record is from the annotation of a GenBank genome assembly.